This is a messenger RNA of Aricia agestis (brown argus), 835 nucleotides long. Its product is annotated as cytochrome b5 domain-containing protein 1. NCBI's taxonomy places the organism in Eukaryota, Metazoa, Arthropoda, Insecta, Lepidoptera, Lycaenidae. The record is from RefSeq and is a predicted model, not a curated record. The coding region runs from base 21 to 806 and encodes 261 amino acids. The transcript has 4 exons.
UAAACAACCCUUUUGUAAAAAUGAUUUACACAAAACAAGAAUGGUAUACUCCAUCCGAAGUAGUUAUUCAUAAUACACUUGAAGAUUGCUGGGUCUCCGUCAAUGGGUUUGUUAGGAACCUCACACCCUGGCUUCAGGACCAAUGGAGGUUCUGUAAGUGCGUAAAACGAUGCUCCUGUGCAGUCAAGAACUGGUACUGUGAAGACACUUGCAGAGAGUACUGUCGGUGUUCUGAUGAGGGAUACCUUUAUUGUGAUGCUAAGACGCUAGCCAUGAUCGUCCUAGCCUACGCCGGCAAAGACGUCACCCAUUGGUUUGUCGACGGAGAAUGGGUGCACUACACCCAUCCGAUAGUGGGUUCCCGCACCCCCUUCCACACCCACGGCGCGGGUAACCGGCAACCAGUGGUGCCGUCAACCAGGUGGCGACCCCUGGUGAACCCCUGGUGGCUGGAUGACAGCAACAUCGUUGGGAAAUUGACCAGCAAACCGCGACCAGUUCGCAUCACCAAUACUUUGACCGGAUCUUCCGUCACCCUGGAAGUAUGCUCCGAGGAGACUAUCCACCAGAUCAUGAUGCGCUACCUCCCCCACAACUCCCACAUGGCGUCAUACACCUGGUGCCAUGGUAAGCGAGUACUGGACUGCACCAAAACCCUGGAAGAGAAUGGUAUACCUGACGAGAGGGACAGGUACCUCGAAGUGGGGUUACCUGAGAACGUCUAUAUACCGAACAUAAUGCUGUAUUACAAUGAUGACAUGACUACUGAUCCACCCAAACAUAUAGAUUGCGAUUUCAAAGAAUAAAAGUGUUUUUUUUUUAUAUGUCAUUUACU